AUGAUGAUCGUUCCUAAGAUACUUGUCAGACGAUGGUUUGUCACCCAGGCGGUGCUAUCUUGCUUAGUCUUAGUUGUUAUCAUCAACAUCAUUAUUGCUGCUCGCAGCUUCGACCUGAUCCCGCGAGUACAAAGCUUUGUGCAAUCACAUUGGAAUGCUGACCCAUUAACACUCCUGGGCAAGCCUUUGGACGAAAUCUAUCACGAUGUUGUGUCUAAACUCGUCCAGUCCCCAAGAAACCGGGAAAUGUUGAUGGAUGUGCGGCAUGCCGAGCUGACGUUCUAUGACUUCGAGAACAACGUUGUGGGCAACACUGAGCUUCUCCACAAUCAAUUUCAACGUCAGCCAUAUGUUGCAAACGGUUACAUUGGUUCGCGGAUCCCAAAUGCUGGUCAGGGAUUUGCUUACGAUCAACUUGAACCAGGAAAGUCUGAAGAACUACUUAACGCGGGUUGGCCACUUUUCAACAAACGGUAUCUGGGAGCGUACAUUGCUGGUUUUUUUGAUCUACAACCUAAUGCCACGGGCUACAACUUUCCCGAGCUUUCUGAUAAAGGGUGGGAUUCAUUCAUUGCCGCUAUCCCUCAAUGGACAGCCUUACAAUUGUCCAUGAACUUAGAUGGGAAAGAACACAUUUUGAGUCCCGCCACGCUCUAUCAGUUCAAUCGUGAGCCAGAGGUGACAAACUACAUGCAAAACAUGAGUUUACUGACAGGUGUAGUGACUACGGCGUUCACUUGGCUUGAUGUCGUUGAUGUUACCUACACUGUUUUCGCUCAUCGUUUACAUCAACACUUGGGGGUCGUUCACGUUGACAUCAAGCUGAGAAGCACGCUGCCCAUUGAAAUAGUGGUGGAAGACAUCAUUGACUUUGCCACGUCUGAGCGGUGUGCUCACCCGUUUCCGAUAUCCGAUGGUGAAGGCAUUGGUAUGGUGUUCGAACCCCAAGGCGUACCCGGAGUCCAUGGCGUGGUCUAUUCUCGAUUGGAUCAUAAGGCGCUCAAACCAAAACCUGAGGGUAACAAAGUUGUGCAAUACCUCAACUUGAAAUUGGACCCGGAGUCAGAUCAUGCGGUCGUUACGAAGUAUGUUGGUAUUGCCCUGACUGAUGUAGUGGAAGACCCGUGGAAGGUUGCCAAAACCACUGCCAUCAAAACUCGGCUGUUCACUGGCACUUAUAACAGCCACGUUACAACGUGGAAGAAGGAAUCAGAUGUGGCGAAUAUGGCCACUUACAAAGGCAAUGACUUGCUUACGUUAACACUGAUUUCCUCCUUAUUUCACUUAGCAGCAAACACUCGUAUCGGUGCUGAUGGAGUUGCUGCUGCCGUUGGUGUGGCAGGUCUUUCACUGGACAGCUAUGGUGGAAUGGUGUUCUGGGACUCGGACCUUUGGAUGAUGCAUGGUAUGUUACCGUUUUUGCCCCGUCACCUGGAGCAAUUUGCUAACUAUCGCCUUCACACUCAUCAUCAAGCUCGCAAGAACGUCAAGGAGUCGGCUUCAGAUUACCAUGGUAACGGAAUUGAUAUUGACAGAAACUUUGAGGGUGCAAUCUAUCCUUGGACUCUGGGAAGGUACGGUAAUUGCACAGCGACUGGUCCCUGCUUCGAUUAUGAAUAUCACGUCAACCACGCUGUGGCUCAAACAGCUUGGCUGAUAUACUUACUGGGUAAUCAAGACGAGUGGUAUUUGCGGGAAAAGGUUUGGCCAUUGGUCCAUGAUGCUGCUCAGUUUUUCUCCACGUUGGUGACGUACAAUCAAACACUUGAGGCGUACGUCACUGCCAACUUAACAGAUCCCGAUGAAUUUGCCAAUCAUGUUGAUAACGGCGCCUACACUAAUGCCGCGAUUCAUUUAGUUAUGGGUUGGUGCAUCGAUAUCGGUCGUCACUUGAACAUCGACUUACCCAAAAACUACACCGAUAUCCAUCGGAAGAUGUUUCUUCCCAAUACUAAUGGCGUUACCCUUGAAUUCUCGGGAAUGAAUUCACAAGUCGCUAUUAAACAAGCAGAUGUCGUGAUGUUGACUUAUCCCCUUUAUGUUGACGAACUAGUUGAUGCCACCCAAGGCCGAAACAACUUGGAGUUUUAUGCCCUUAAGCAAGUAAGUUAUGGUCCUGCUAUGACAUUUUCCAUUUUUUCCGCCGUUGCGGCCCAGUUAGCUCAAUCAGGAUGUGCAGCUCAGCUGUAUCUUAUGAAACUGAUUACCCCAUAUAUGCGGGCUCCAUUUGCUCAGUUAUCAGAGCAAAACCACGAUGACUAUACUAAAAAUGGUGGUACCCAUCCAGCUUUUCCUUUUUUGACUGGGAAUGGAGGCUAUUUGCAAGCUGUUUUCCAAGGCAUCACUGGUUAUUCUCCGACCUAUUCCAUCGAGAACGGAAAGCUCAAGCGAAAGCUUCGCGUUGACCCUAUUCUGAUUCGUGGCAUUGGAGGUCAUGCUCACUACCAAUCAGUUCGUUACAUGAACCAACUGCUUGAAAUUGAAAUGAAUAGCACCGAUUUUAUUUUAACUCACCAUGGUGGGGCUGAUGGUUUUGAUGACACCCCUAUCUUUGUUGAUGUUGCCGACCGGAAUCCCAUGGCUGGAUCGUACACAGUUGAGCCUGAUACUCAAUUGCAUAUUCCAGUAUUUGAGCCAGGUUCACUGUUUGAGGGGCUGAAAUGUGAAUGUAUGUCAGCAGAAAUAAUAACCAUCACUGAAGGCAAAAUGGGGGAUCAUGCUUGGCUGAUUAACGACGGUGACGUCACGCUGAGAUGGCAACUGGGGACCAAGAGCAAACCAACGAAAAUCUUGGUUGAUCUUUUACUGUACCAGAAUGUGCUGCUGGUUGAAUUCAACUUUGGUGAAAAGCCACCGAAAUAUAUCAACAUCUACAAUGAAAAUGGGGACUAUGCAUAUGAACUGGCACUGCAUUUAUUACUGGGAGUCAUUUUUGAUGAUGUCGAUACAAUCAACAAAUACCUGUGGGUCAACUUCAAGCAUGACCCAAAGCCACAAGACGAAGUAUUUACCGAUGCUCUUGUUAAAGGCCAUACAGUGAAAAUCACGGCAAAGUGGAAUCCUCACGCCCCAGUCGCACCCCCAAGCUUGUUUAACACGACUUUAAUCGAACUUGAGUCUCCGCGGAUGUCUCGAUUCUUGUUGAUUGAAACGGUCGGGACCCAUGAUGAAGACGACCUUGGUCCUCGCUUCGCAGAAAUCAUCAUAAGGUGA
Molecule: messenger RNA, 3213 nt
Organism: Diutina rugosa
Lineage: Eukaryota; Fungi; Ascomycota; Pichiomycetes; Serinales; Debaryomycetaceae
Gene: ATC1
Product: alpha,alpha-trehalase
Exons: 1
Coding region: 1-3213 (1070 amino acids)
Biological process (GO): trehalose catabolic process
Cellular component (GO): fungal-type cell wall
Molecular function (GO): carbohydrate binding; alpha,alpha-trehalase activity
Source: RefSeq, a predicted model, not a curated record